Molecule: messenger RNA, 1092 nt
Organism: Symbiodinium natans
Lineage: Eukaryota; Dinophyceae; Suessiales; Symbiodiniaceae
Source: the annotation of a GenBank genome assembly
AUGGAUAUUCAACUGGUUUUGGUGCCCUUGCGCGAUGAUUCAGUCAUGGAACUGACACAAGCCUCAAUGCAAGGGAACGUCGCCGCCGUUGAGGAGAUACUGCAGAGACCCCAAGACCCGAACCAGCGUACACUCAACCGGACAGCUAUUUCCAUAGCAGCAUCUUCUCGGCGGACCGAAGUAGUUGGCUUGCUUCUUGAGGCCCUGGCCAACCCGAACGAGGUCGACGACACGGAAAUCCCAGUGCUUGUGCAUGCAUGCCACGAAGGCAUGUCUGACGUUGUGAGCUUGCUGCUCCAAGCCAAAGCCUGCCCCGACUUGUCUGAAAAGUUUGGCAGCUCCGCUCUUUUCUGCGCCUCCAUGGGCGGCCACACCAACUGCGUGCAGAUGCUGCUGCAGGCCCGGGCAGACAUGGACAAGGCAGACGUUGAUGGCCUGACGGCUCUCCAGAACCACGAAGUGACAAUGCCCUUAGGGGUCCGGGUGCGCAUGAACUUCGGCUACAACGCCGAGCUGGCUGGCUCCGAACUCCUCCGUUGCUUGCCGGAGCUGCGGGCUGCCCCCAACACCGCCACCAACGGCGCCACCGCCGUGUGGGUGGCAGCUGACCGCGGUCACGCUGAAGCUCUAUCUCUACUCUUGGACGCGAGAGCAACCGCCGACUUAGCCGACAGGACUGGGACUCCACCCUUGCUGAGUGCAUGCAGGCGCCAGGACGUGCGAAUUGCGAGCAUCUUGCUAGCAGGGAUGGCCGACCCAAAUGUGGCUGACAGCAGGGGGACCACGGCCCUCAUUGAUGCAUCAGACGCCAACCGGCUGAACAUGGUGAACUUCCUGCUGGAGGCCGGUGCGGGCACAGACUGCGCGGACGUGAAUGGCGAGACGGCUCUGAUGCGGGCCGCAAAGCAAAACAACCACCUCAGGGUGGUCAACGCGCUCUUGGGAGCCAAGGCCGAUGCGUCCCUGGCAGACAAGGCGGCCACAACGCCACUCAUGCACGCAGCCAGCGAUGGCCAGACGGACAUGGUUCGCUCACUCCUGGAAGCCGCAGCUCCUCCUGACGCGCCGAUAAGAAUGACACGACGGCUCUGA